This is a messenger RNA of Eleginops maclovinus (Patagonian blennie), 1496 nucleotides long. It is a transcript of the gene nmi, whose product is annotated as N-myc (and STAT) interactor. Gene Ontology annotation, cellular component: cytoplasm. Lineage: Eukaryota; Metazoa; Chordata; Actinopteri; Perciformes; Eleginopidae. Bases 188 to 1309 code for a protein of 373 amino acids. The record is from RefSeq and is a predicted model, not a curated record. The transcript is spliced from 9 exons.
CUACCCCCGCCCCACCCCCCUCAACACUGCAGCCACUCACAGUGCGCUGCGUCAACUUCACUCCAGUUAACUCUCACUUUCUGUUCAGGAGGUUUCCCUGUUUCUUUGUCCCACACACAGAGCAGAUUUCACCUCUCUCAUUUGUGGUGUCGUAUCUCAUUUGUUAACACACUUUCGUGUUCAAGUCAUGGCUGAUAUCCCAAUAAAUAAGAUGGUGAGUUCCCUAGAAGAAGAUGGUGGAGAACUGGAGGGGGCUAAGAAAGAGCUGGAGACCUGGAAGACUAAAGCAGAGAAAGCUGAUGAUGUGAAAGCCAGGUUGCUCUUGGAAAAACUGAAUGAAGAGGAAGCCAAAGGCACGGCCAUGAAGGAGUGUUUGGAUUGUGCGGAAAGAGAAAAGGAUUGUGAUAAGGAAUUCACUCAAAGCAUGAGAGCAGUCGAGGAUGAAAUCCUGAAUCUUGGUAACCGCAGACAGGCUUUGCUGGACAAACUGAAGAGAUGCCAAACUGAGCUGGAGGCCAAGAGGGCCGAAACCACCAAACUGAAACACAAAUUUAAGAUCUACGCCCAGAUUCCAGACACAGAUGUGAACUUCCGGAGUCAGUAUCAAGAGCAAAUAGGGGAUGGCAGUGAGCCAAUCAGAGGACGGUUCCUCAUUAGCCAGAGAGCCUCUGUGCGUCUGCAGGGAGGACAGGCCCUCAUCACCUUCGAGGAAGAGAAAGUGGCCUGUCAGAUCCUGAAGAUACCAAAGUGCUCCGUGUCCUGUGAGCACAGCAGCGUGGACGUCAAACCAAAAAGAAUAACUAUGGAUCCUGCUGUGAAGUUUGAGGUCCUCCUCGAUGUUUCCAGAAAGGAGGUCAAUGUUCACAACAUCCCCACUUCCAUGCCAGAGGACAGAAUGAAGGACCGCCUUGAGCUGAGUUUCUGUAGGCCAAGCAGGGGAGGGGGGGAGGUGGAGAGGGUGGAGUACGACCAGAACGCUGGGUCAGGACAAAUCACCUUUCUCCACCCUAGAAUUGCUGAUGGCCUGGCCCUGAGAGGGACAUACCGACUGGAUGUGGAUUCUGAAGUGAACGUGCAGGUCGGACCAGUUUACAGUCACCAGCUGCGCAGGUUCCAGACCUUUUGUGGCUCUCCCAAGCGAACUGUCCUACUCGAGGACAUUGAGGACAAGGAAGAGGAGGAGGACCUGCAGGACCACCUGGAGAUCCACUUCCAGAAGCCCAGUAACUACGGCGGGGAGAUAGAGAGCAUCAGAUACCUCUCGGGGGGCAAGGCUCUGCAGGCCUUCUUCUGUGAGGACCAAAUGUAACUCCUACAUUUGCAACAUUUGCACACGUCUGUUUUUAAGAUUGUUUGGAAUCAAAAAAUCAUAUUUGUAAAAUGAUUGAUUAUGGUUUUCCUGCUGAGAAUAAGAUGAACAGAUGUUGUGAAUGAAUCUCUGUGCAUUCAAUAGAGGGUAUGCACUUCAUAAUAAAUCAUAUCAUAUCAUACAUUAA